UACCCAGCCAACAAGAGUCAUUCAGAAACUUCAGAGAAGCGUACCAAGGAAGAUGCGUCGGACCCCAAAGAAUACGCUCGUCUUGGAAGUGGAAGGGACUCUAGCAUUGUCCUCCUUGACAGCUGUAUGGGAUGACGCCUCAACAUUCACCACAACUUUCCAGGAUAGAUGUUAUCAGGUUUCGAUAAAGCUGAGACCACACCUUCCUGAAUUUCUAGAAGCCCUGGCCAAAAUCUAUGAGAUCUUUGUAUUCACCACUGCCAAGCAAGAUUACGCUGAUCAAAUGUUGAAGGUCCUUGGACCACAGAGGAAGCUAAUCAGGCACCAGCUAUCUCAAGAGGACUGCCUCUGUAGCCAUGGUUCCUAUGUAAAGGACCUGUCGGUAGUGGAAAGAGAUUUAGACAGGACUGUGGCGGUUGCAACCUGCCUGCAAGCGUUUCCUUACCAGAUGUCCAAUGUGAUCGUGGUCCCUGAGUGGCAGGGUGAUCGUCAAGACAAAGAAUUGCUUCGCCUUAUUCCAGCCCUCCAAACUAUUAGUCAGGCAGUUGACAUUCGCGCUGAAAUAGCGAGAAAACACCGUGGGCGAGGAAAGGUUGAGCGCCUGUUUCCAUUAUAAAUCUCCUCUUCAAAUUUGAUUUGGAACCUCCAGACUUUAAAUCACAACGUAGCUGGGAUAUUUU
Molecule: messenger RNA, 680 nt
Organism: Ahaetulla prasina
Lineage: Eukaryota; Metazoa; Chordata; Lepidosauria; Squamata; Colubridae
Product: CTD small phosphatase-like protein 2-B
Exons: 7
Coding region: 53-616 (187 amino acids)
Molecular function (GO): phosphoprotein phosphatase activity
Source: RefSeq, a predicted model, not a curated record